Molecule: messenger RNA, 1823 nt
Organism: Procambarus clarkii (red swamp crayfish)
Lineage: Eukaryota; Metazoa; Arthropoda; Malacostraca; Decapoda; Cambaridae
Source: RefSeq, a predicted model, not a curated record
GAGCGCCGGGUCCGCACGCUCCUACACUCUCUAGCCCGUCGUAGCCUAACCGCUACACCCCGCCUCCACCAUGCUACACCCUCUACGGUGACUUGAAGUGCUCGUAUAGCAUUGCAUCCCCCGGGAGGUCUCUAGCGCCUGGAACCCGGGCCCGAGCCCUCGAGGACCCCUCAGCCCCACAACAUGCCUGCCUAUAUCGUCAAAAUCCGUAAGAAAGAGGACCUGAACAACCUAACAGGGGUUCAGAAGAGCGGUGGAACCACCGUGUACAAGAUUCGCCUCAACAAUAACAUUAGCAGCGAGUGUCCGGAUGUGGUUGGCCACGACCUCGGCAACCCUCUUAGUGUCGCUAACGUUCGGACUAACAGCUGUAACAACGCUAUGGUUAACUACCGGUCUAGUAACGCAGUGAGUAACAAUGUUGUAUACAGCAACGGCAGUGAGAACGAUAACGGAAAUGUGUACCUGAACGAUAACGGAAGUUCGUACCCGAACAAUAGUUUGUGUUCGCUCGGCUACAGCCUGGAGCGGCGCGCCGUCAAAGUAGCAGAUUUCGCCAGUAAAGUGUGUUCCGUAGUGGGCCGCACCAGCUCCAGCAAGGUAGAGGAUGUUAUCGACGAGAUCCUUAACCUGGAGGAGGGGCUGGACGCCGGCGACACCCUCAAGCCCUACGACAGACAGAGUUCGAAUCCCGCGCCAGUAGUGAACAACGGAGGUCCUGGCUCCAUCUGCGACCUCCUGGGCUUGAACAGCUACGUGGGCAAGACGUCCAGCGCCUCCGACGGGGGUCAGGUCAAGACGGAGACCUCCGGUAACGACCAGCAGAUGGUCGCAUUUAUCAAGGACAGACAGAAGAAGGAUAACCACAAUAUGAUUGAACGACGGCGGCGGUUUAACAUUAAUGAUCGGAUCAAGGAGCUGGCAACACUGCUGCCCAAGAGCAACGAACCGUAUUUUGAGCUUGUUCGGGAUCUUCGACAUAACAAAGGACAGAUUCUGAAGGCCUCUGUAGACUACAUAAGGCGGCUCAAGUUAGACAUAGAAUACAAUAAGGAAGUUGAAGCCAAGCGACGAGCCCUUGAACAACAAAACCGCCAGCUUCAUUUACGAAUACAGGAGCUGGAGAGUCGGCUCCGGACGAAUGGCAUCAAGGUGGACGAGACGAAUAUUGACCAGUCUCUACUGCUGUCGACGCUAAUAAAGUCUGAGGUGGUAAAUAACACAGGGGGUCAGAACGAUAUGAAGAAGGUGAGGUGUAACUACAAUCUCCCUGGAUCCCUGCUUGACGAACUAUUGGAAGACUUCACAUCAGGCGCAUUUAACUUGGACCUGAUGGACGACGACGGUCCGGCUUUCACAAGUGAUCCGGUAUUCUCCUCCCCUCAGGUCUCCUCCCCUAACUCAUCUCAUCAUUCAUUCGAUGACGCCCUUACUCCAGACUCGAUGGAUAUUGUUGCGUGAUUGUAUACAAUUGAGUGUGGAUAACGGAGUAACCUAAACGAAAGUCCACGAGGUGUGAUGUGCUCCGAAGACAACAGUUAUAUACAGAGCAUUAAUCAAAGCAUAUGUGAUCUGUUUCACUUAAAUGUGAAGACGUUGUUGAUCAGAUCUCAUAUGUUGUACGUUAUCAUUAAUGAACUUUCAAAUGUCAUAACUACGAACCCAAUGGACACAAGACAUUAUCAAUGCAGUUAUUAAAACAUUUGCUUGUUGAAGAGAGAUAUAUAGAACUUAAGCAAACAAGAAAAAUUAAAUAAGAUUUAAAAAAAAAAUGAUAUACAAAAAUAAAAGGAAUGAUCUUUAUCUGAACUAAUUAUUCACAU